Messenger RNA from Danio rerio (zebrafish), 860 nucleotides. The record is from RefSeq and is a predicted model, not a curated record. Lineage: Eukaryota; Metazoa; Chordata; Actinopteri; Cypriniformes; Danionidae.
GCACCCUCACAGAAGAUGGCUUGGACAUGUGGGGAAUUCAGCGGGUAGAAGACAGCAGAUUCCAGCAUUCAGAGGAACGAGCGGAUGAUAAAAGCUUGGUGACGAGUAGGUUUGUGUCCUGCAUGGCCACGUGUCACUCGCUGACCAAGAUCGAGGGUCAACUUUCUGGAGAUCCGCUCGACCUGAAGAUGUUUGAGGCCACUGGAUGGAUCCUGGUCGAAGCUACAGAAGAAGAGACAGCUCAUCACGACCGCAUUGAACUCACUUACGUAAAACCACCAAACCAACUGCUGCCACCACCGGUCAUCUCACCUGAGCAGGACAUGGAACUGUCUGAACUCUAUGAGCUCUCGGCCUCAUAUAUGAUCGGUAUCGUGCGGCAGUUCUCCUUCUCCUCUGCACUUCAGAGAAUGAGCGUGGUUGUUCGUCAGAUUGGAGAAAGACGGAUGGACGCGUAUCUGAAAGGAGCUCCGGAGGUGGUGGCCAGUUUGUGUAAGAAAGAGUCAGUACCAGAAGAUUUUGCAGAGGUUUUGGAGGAUUACACCAAACAGGGCUUCCGGGUCAUUGCUCUGGCACACAGACGGCUGGAAUCCAAACUUACAUUUCAUAAAGUGCAGAACAUUAACAGGGAUCAAAUUGAGAAAAAUAUGGAUUUUCUGGGUUUGAUUGUCAUGCAGAACAAGUUAAAAACUGAAACUCCAGGAGUGCUGGAUGAUCUGCGACGUGCCAACAUUCGCACCGUUAUGGUCACAGGUACAGGAAACAUUUUGCAUUCAUGUCUGUUCAGAAGACCAUGUCUGUUCAGAAGACAGUUCCUGAAUAAUUCAUUCAUAAGGGCAGUUUAAAUUGUGAUAUAUAAA